AUGAGCCUACGUCGUCUCCUCCUCCUCAGCGCCAUCGCGCUCAAAGCUCAUGAGUUCGCCGUCGAGGAGGGCUCCAUGGCGUGGGUCGGUGCCAUGGAGGGCGUCGUGUCGCGGUACGCCACGCUACGCAACGCCUUGGACGAGACAUCGGUGCAAAAAUUACGAACCAUCCUCUCGCGCGUCAAGUUCGACGAGGCGCUCGACAGCGUCGACGACAUGCCGGCCUUCGAGCUCUACCUCUUCAAAGCCGGCCCGCGCCGACGCCUCGGCGCGGCCGACGUACGCGCGAACGCCGUCGACGCGUUCGGUCCCGCCCUAGAUGCGAUCUCUAGCUACGUGAACGAGCGCUUCAGCGCGUGCGGCGGCCGCUGCGCGCCGUGCGCCUCGCUCGUGCGGCGGUACCGCGCGGAGGAGCGGACGCGGCAUCCGACGCACUUCGACCACGACGCGUUCGUCACCGUCGUCGUCAGCCUCUCGGACCCGGCGGACUACGACGGCGGCUUGUAUUUCGAGACGAACACGGGCGCUAGACGCUUCGCCGACCUGGCCCUCGGCGACGCCGUCGUCCACCAGUCGGACCUCUUCCACGGCGUCGACGUGACCCGGGGCAAGCGCUGGAGUUUGAUCGUCUGGUUCGAGGACUCGCCCGCGUGCGACGCGGACAGCAAACAGUGGUCCGCGGGCGCGGACGACGCGCUGUCGCUGUUCUUACACUCGUACCGCGUGUCGUCGCGCGCGGAGCGGGCGUCUCUUUUGAAGCGGUCCGCGGCGCUGGGCUUUGGCCGCGCGGCGACGCAAUUGGGCGUCGCGCACGUUUUGGGCGACGGCGUCGAGGUCGACCGGGCCGCGGCGGAGGCGCUCUUCGUGGAAGCCGCGGGGCGCGCGGACGAGGCGGACCUCGAGCCGGAGCUGAACCUGGGCCAGCUCCGCCUCGACCAGGGCCGCGUCGAGGAGGCCGUGCGCCACUUCGAAGUCGCCGCGGCGGCGAGCAACCGCGAGGCGCACCACAACCUCGGCCAUGCGUCGGCGCGCGGCGUCGGCGGGCGACCGAAGGAUGACCGCGUCGCCAUCCGCCACUUCCUCGAGGCGCGGCUUCCCCAGUCGCUCAACGCCGCGAGCAAGGCCUUCGCGCGCCUCGGCGACGACGAGGCCGCGGACGCGUGGCUCCGGCGUGCGGCGGCGCUCGGCAGCGAGCCCGCGAAGCGACGGCUCGCCGCCGCCGAGGGCGAGCUCUAG
Molecule: messenger RNA, 1236 nt
Organism: Aureococcus anophagefferens
Lineage: Eukaryota; Pelagophyceae; Pelagomonadales; Pelagomonadaceae
Exons: 1
Coding region: 1-1236 (411 amino acids)
Molecular function (GO): protein binding
Source: RefSeq, a predicted model, not a curated record